AUGGGGCGUGAUCGAAGCCGCAGUCGAGACAGAAAACGACGAUCUCGUUCACGUUCCGUCGAGAAGCGUCGAGAGCGAAGCAAAUCUCGAGACAGAGAACGACGUGACAUUCGAAAACCUCGAGACGAUAAAGAGAGAAGAAGUCGAAGCAGAAGUCCACGUGACAAGCGAGAUCGACGUGACAGAAGUCGUUCACGAGAACGGAAGGAACGAGAUCGCGAACGGCAGAGAAAGGAUAAGGAGCCAAAAAAGAGAGAAAAACAAGAAGAAAUCAGUCUAGAAUCGCUGCAAAGCGUCGAUGACGAAUCCAUGAUGGCUGCAAUGGGAUUCGGAGGUUUCAAUACUACUAAAAAUAAACAGGUCAACGAUAACGUGGAUGGUUGCGUCAAUAUCAAAAAACCGCGCCGAUACCGUCAAUACAUGAACAGAAAGGGUGGAUUCAAUCGUCCGCUUGAUUUUAUGGGAUAA
Molecule: messenger RNA, 468 nt
Organism: Caenorhabditis remanei
Lineage: Eukaryota; Metazoa; Nematoda; Chromadorea; Rhabditida; Rhabditidae
Exons: 3
Coding region: 1-468 (155 amino acids)
Biological process (GO): RNA splicing
Cellular component (GO): precatalytic spliceosome
Source: RefSeq, a predicted model, not a curated record